GGUUUACCAUCAUUGCAGUCUUCACUCUCCUUUUACCUUUGAGGUUCAUUCCAGAUUUGGUCCACCUGCUUUUUAAGGAUAUGGAAUGAUUCAGCCUUCAGUUUGGAUUCAAACAACAGAAACUAUUUCUUAGCUGGGGGUUUUGUGAGCAUUUUAAACUCUUAAGUCACUUUUAAACACCUGGUUAAUCUGUCCCGUCUGUUUCAUUUGCAACAUUGCUGCCUAUGACUUAUUCCCGAGGAGGAUUUGUGAGAUGCUAACCAGUUCCAGCUGAUCAACAAACAAACCACUCAUCCGUGCCGGUAAGGAUGUGUAAUUUCUAUACCUCAUACUCGCAUCUGUUGUUGUUUGUUGCUUUGUGGAGCCUCGGCUACCCGAGUCUGCUUGCUGCCUGGCCGGGCACCGGUCGAAGCAAGCCCAAGGAACAGCUGGACCCCAAUGUAAGGGACUGGGGAGACUACUCAGACCUCCCUCCAGGAAUCGAGCAGGGACUGGGGCUGGACGAAGACAAAGAACAUGGAGACAACAGAGGAGUUGGAGAGACAUCAAACCUGGCCCAAGAGCUGGAUUUCUUGGCUGAAUUUGCAGGUAAAAAGCGGCUGUGGGUGAUAACAGCCCCAUCACACAAUGACAACUAUCUACGUAUGAUGGAGAAACAGCUGGAAGAAAUGGAGCAGAAAGGGUUGAACUGCCACCUAGCUGAGAGAGACACCUUCAUCAUCACCAUCAUCCAGAAUGCCAUGAUGGAAGGUCGGAUCCAGAAAACAACUUUCCAAGGAGAAGCUACAGUAGAGAACUUAGACCCGGACACUGUUACCAAACUGCUGCACUACCUGGACCUUACCAACCAGGAGCAAGGGUUCACCAUGCUGGUUCUGAAGAAGAAUCUACUGGUCAGUGAGCGGUUCCCUUAUCCAGUCCGCAUUGAAGCAAUUUUGGAGCUCAUAGACCAGUUCCCCAUGAGGAAGCUGGAGAAGAUGACCAGAAAAGGAUCCAACUUGAGGUGUAAAACCACUAAAAAGAAGGUUGUGGUGAAAAGAAAAAAGAUGAAGAAGAAGAAGAUUGUGACCAGUUCUCAGAGGCGAGGAAAUGUGACUUCCGUGGUGGCAUUGAAAAGAAAACCUCCUCUGGAUAAAAAAGCUGCCUUAAGGAGUAAGAUCCAGGACAUCCUAAGUGGACGGUCGAGGUUUGUAAUCCGUAAGGUGCCUGCUGUGGGGUCCACGAGGGGAGAGGACUCGAGCAGUGGUGGUCAGGUCACUUCAAACAGACAAGGAAAAGAGAAAGCACACAGUCCUCUAUCUGUGUCAAGGAGCAAUGAAGAAGUUAAGAAAGACAGGCCUGACUCCAACAUGGAAGAAGGAAAGAAAAGACAGGGAGGGAAAAACAGUGAGGAUAAAAAAGAACAUAAUGUAAAGGAUGACACACAGGAAAAACAGAGCUCUAAGAAGAAGGGCAAAGGGAAAAAAGGAAAGAAAGGAAAAGGAAGAGGGAAAAAGUCUAACAGAGAGGCCGGUGAGAAGGAGAAAACAGCCUUGAAGGAGUUUUUGGACAGUUUAAGGGGAACACGAAGGUUGAUGCUGAUCUCAACGCCCAGCAGAGACGCAACGCUUUACAUCCAACAGAAAGAGGAGAACGAGAGGCAUCACUGUGACCUCGCUAUCAGGAAGAUUACCGUGGCUACCAUUGUGGCAGGCACUGACGCCACGCUCACGCUGCAACACCACCAGCUCGAAUCAGAGCCUCUUCUCAGUGACCUAUCAGAGCAGUUCUUAGAUUCAGGCCUGAUCUCCCUGCUGAGAGCUGAGUUCGGCCUGUCGUCCUCUGACCUCUUUUCCAUGACAGUCACAGACUACGACAUCAAGCCCAAUAGAGUCUUUGAAGCUCCACCAUCAAACUCUGCUCUGUUUGAGUACAUAGACAACUUUCCCUCAAGGCACCCAGAAAAAGAAAAAGAGAGAAAGAGUCCUCCAGUCUGCUCCAAAGACAAACUGCCUGGAGCUGAGAAUUCCCUGCUCAGGUUCAUGUCUAAGAGAAGACUGCUACUCAUCUCUGCUCCCUCUGAGGAUGACUACUCUUUCCAACAGCAGCUCUCGGCUCUCAGGGGACAGGAGUGUCAGCUGGGUAUUCGUCACUUUGCCAUGUUAAAGCUGACUGGAACCGGAGACAAAGCAUCAGGAACGGUUGAGUUAUUUCCUCUAAAUGGUCGUAGUCAGAGUGAGGUUGAGCCGUUAUCCCGUGACAUGGUCAAUAAUCUGAGAGAACAGCUGAAGAUCAGCAAAGACUACUUCAGCAUGUUGGUCGUGGGGAAGGACAGCGAUGUCAAGGCUUGGUACCAGUCACCCAUGUGGUCCUUGGAUAACAUCUAUGACCUGGUGGACUCCAUGGAACUUCGCCUCCAGGAGGAGAAGCUGCAGAAGAGACUGGGGAUCCACUGCCCUGAGGACAGAGGAAGAGGAGGCAGUGAGGUGGGACACUAUGGUGGCUAUGAUGAUGACAGAGUGGAGUAGGUGUGCUUAUAACGCAAAUCAGAAGAAGGAUGAGAAAAAAGGAAGAAGAGGAGGCAGUGGAGUGAGGAACACAACAUUCUUCACAUGAGACGUAAAAACACAUGAACACAUGGAUUUUAACAUCAGCAAACUAAUAAACAAUGACCUCAAAAACUCAUCUUCAGGACUUAAAGGAUUCAAUGUAUAAAUUCUAAAUAAAUGAUUUUGAUGAUGCAUCUGUUGGAUACCAAAGUAAUAAGCUGGAUAUUUUAUGUUUGAAAGUAAUAAAUCUGACAUGUGGAGCAGAAAUAGUUGAAUGGUUUCAUUCAAGAAAGUCUUAAUGAAAACAUUAAUGCACUAUUCAGCUGUUGUGCAGAAAAAAAGCUGGUGUUCUGUUAUUAUUUUGCUGAUUGUAGCAACAGUGGAAGAGGAAGAAUGUCCUGACAGGGCCAUGCAGACUGGGCUUUUUGGCAACACAUCUGUCCAGUCAUUUUCAAACACAUUCACCAUGUUGCACAAAAAUGGAAAGUUCCUGUGAAACUGUUUUUUGUUUUUUUUAACUCUAAGCUAAACAUCUGUUUUUAAAGAGCUGCAGUCUGUAGACACCUCAGGGUCAGUAAAACAAUGAAUUAUUGAUGUUGGACUCUUUGCAUGCCCCAGGACAUUCUUUUAUAACAUUUUUUGAACAAGGUAAUUUAACUCUUCUUCAAAGUUUUUCAGGUGAUUAAAAAAUAUAUAUACCUUGAAUGUAAAAAAGAAUGGUACCAGACUUUUAGUUCAACUGAACUUUUUCUACAGUUGCUAUUAUUAUAACACAUGGAAAAAAUGUCAAAUACUAUGAACGCAAACAUACAAAUCUA
Messenger RNA from Toxotes jaculatrix (banded archerfish), 3346 nucleotides. RefSeq names its product coiled-coil domain containing 80 like 2 (gene ccdc80l2). NCBI's taxonomy places the organism in Eukaryota, Metazoa, Chordata, Actinopteri, Toxotidae. The record is from RefSeq and is a predicted model, not a curated record. The transcript has 12 exons. Bases 309 to 2507 code for a protein of 732 amino acids.